UCAUCAUCAGUGUACUCAUUUUUUGUGAAAAAAUAUUAUUUGUAAACAUCUUGUUUUAUAAAAUUGUUCAUAGACGACAUACUAGCUACACAAUCAAAAUGGCUACAAAGUUGAUAAUGUUUGUUGCUUUGUUCGGGCACUUGGCCUUUGCUUACCCACCCACCGAGUACAAAAGUUACGACGCCGACCACUACGACCACGCACCCAAGCCAUAUCAUUUCGAGUACGGUGUGAAAGACCUUCACACGCAUGACAUCAAGAGCCAAUACGAGGUCAGUGACGGUCACGGUAACGUCAAAGGAUCGUACCGUCUCGUGGAACCGGACGGUUCCACCCGCGUCGUCGAGUAUACCGCUGACCACGAACACGGUUUCAACGCUGUGGUCAAGAAGAUCGACGCUCCCCAUCACCACAGCGAGUACUCCGACACCACGGACUACCACCAUCACGAGUCACUUCAUCCUUACGGACACUCGUCAUACUGAGUUUUUUUUUUUUUAAAGCCUUUGUUAUACUGGAAAAUGUGUUACCAAAAACAAUCGCGUGGUUGAUGCUACGGAUUAUUUGCAGUGCACGUCAUGUACAUUUUUUAAUCGAAUAAAAAAUUCGCCAUUGUUAUACUUAAGACACGA
Messenger RNA from Myzus persicae (green peach aphid), 632 nucleotides. Its product is annotated as cuticle protein 7-like. Gene Ontology annotation, cellular component: extracellular matrix. The record is from RefSeq and is a predicted model, not a curated record. The transcript has 2 exons. NCBI's taxonomy places the organism in Eukaryota, Metazoa, Arthropoda, Insecta, Hemiptera, Aphididae. Bases 99 to 485 code for a protein of 128 amino acids.